Molecule: messenger RNA, 1125 nt
Organism: Gloeophyllum trabeum ATCC 11539
Lineage: Eukaryota; Fungi; Basidiomycota; Agaricomycetes; Gloeophyllales; Gloeophyllaceae
Product: tRNA 5-methylaminomethyl-2-thiouridylate-methyltransferase
Exons: 7
Coding region: 1-1125 (374 amino acids)
Biological process (GO): tRNA wobble position uridine thiolation
Cellular component (GO): mitochondrion
Molecular function (GO): sulfurtransferase activity
Source: RefSeq, a predicted model, not a curated record
AUGUCGGGCGGCGUAGACUCCUCGGUGACUGCAAAAUUGUUAGCAGACCAGAACUACGACUUAUCCGCGGUGUUUAUGCGGAACUGGGAUACGCGCGACGAGUCUGGCACGGACAAGGGAUGCGAGUGGGAGAAGGACUGGGAGGACGUGCAGCGCGUCUGUAAAAUGCUCGAUUUGCCCUGUACAAUGGUCGAUCUCACCCGUGAAUACUGGACCCGCGUCUUCGAGCCGUCUCUCCAACUCUGGGAGUCCGGCUUAACACCCAACCCCGACGUCUGGUGCAACAGAGAAGUCAAAUUCGGCGCCCUCCUCGACCGCCUCACGCCCUCGACUCGAUGGCUCGCCACUGGGCACUACGCGCGCAAAGAGUGGACCCAAUCAUUCACGCCCGCCUCCAGCUCCUCGUCAGACCUCUACGAAAUGCGCAUCCGGCCGCAACUGCUGAAAGCCACGGACCGCCACAAAGACCAGACGUACUACCUCUCUUCGAUCAAGGAGGACAGUCUGCGGAAGGCGCUGUUUCCCCUGGGCGACCUGACGAAGCCCGAGGUGCGCGCGAUGGCGAAGCGGUUUGGCCUGCCCACCGCAGAGAGGGCGGAGAGCAUGGGCAUCUGCUUCGUCGGCGAGAAGCGCAAGUUCAGCGAGUUCGUGUCACAAUACGUGCCGCCGAAGCCGGGGGACAUCGUUGACCUCGAGACGGGUAAAGUCGUGGGGCAGCACCAGGGCCUGUGGACCUAUACAAUUGGUCAAGGCGCGAAGAUCCGCGGACUCCCUGAAAAGGCGUUCGUAGCGAAGAAGGAUCCCAAGAGUAACGUCGUAUACGUCGUCCCAGGCAGUGACCACCCGGCACUGUACAGCGACGUGAUGACCGUCAAAGACUUCGAAUGGAUAUGGCCCGACUCGCCACCACUGGCGGUAUUCGAGCCAGACGGUUUCCGCGCACGCGUGAAAUAUCGGUACGUCAUGGAGGACGUCCCCGCCACCAUCUGCAGGACCGACGAGAGUAAGAUGAGGGUCACGUUCGACCAGCCGCAGAAAGCCGUCACCCCUGGGCAGAUCGCUGCUGUGUAUCAUGGGGACUGGUGCCUUGGAUGCGGGUUGAUCGAGGAGGCUUCUCAGCGGUGA